Sander lucioperca (pikeperch) is the source of this 785-nucleotide messenger RNA. RefSeq lists its product as uncharacterized. Bases 189 to 464 code for a protein of 91 amino acids. The transcript has 3 exons. Gene Ontology annotation, molecular function: calcium ion binding. NCBI's taxonomy places the organism in Eukaryota, Metazoa, Chordata, Actinopteri, Perciformes, Percidae. The record is from RefSeq and is a predicted model, not a curated record. Gene Ontology annotation, cellular component: perinuclear region of cytoplasm.
ACAUUCCUUCUCUCCCAGGCACACGCCCUAUGAGAAAGAAAAAAAGUUGGCUGGAGUGAGAAGUUAAAUCACGGAAAAGAUAUGUGUUGCUGGUUACUCUAACGCAGGACUGAAGAGGAGGAUCUUGAGAAAGAAGGAGCGCAGUUUCCGAAAUAGUUUCUUGCCUUUUGUUGUCCUGUCCUAACGAUAUGGAGUCAGCCAUUAAGACGGUGGUGACCACAUUUCUUAAUUCUUCCAGUGGGAAGGAGAACCUAAGCGGGGGUGGCUUCCAGAAACUGGUAAAGAAUAAGCUUGGCGGCCUCAUGCAGGAUGCAGACCGCGCCUCUGCCGUUAAGGAGAUGCAGCAGGGAUUGGAUGUGAACAACGAUGGAAAGGUCAGCUUCCAGGAAUACCUCACUCUGAUUGGCUACCUGGCCAACUCCCUUAGUGAGAGCAAGACUGGAUCCAGUGCAAAUGCAUCAUAGAUGCUGGUGUAGCUGGUGGAUUGGCUAAUUAACAGCCUUUUUUGUUUUGCGUGUUUUAAGUAUCUUUUCUCAUUUCCAAAUGUUCUAGACAUGACAUUUUUUUUCACAUCAAUCCAUAAUCAUUUUCAUUCAAUUAAUCAGCCAGUUGUAUAAUGCUCUUAAUGUCUGUCCAGAUCAGCCUUUUUUUCAGUCACACCAUAUUGAUCUCCACUGUCAAGGACACAUUGAAGGACUCUAAACUGGGAGUGUCUUUUUCUUAUGCCAAUUCUACAAAAGAUACUUACUGUAUUUUCAAAAUAAAAGCUUUAUGUAAUAAAACUA